Aspergillus aculeatinus CBS 121060 is the source of this 814-nucleotide messenger RNA. RefSeq lists its product as uncharacterized. The transcript is spliced from 2 exons. The coding region runs from base 220 to 711 and encodes 163 amino acids. NCBI's taxonomy places the organism in Eukaryota, Fungi, Ascomycota, Eurotiomycetes, Eurotiales, Aspergillaceae. The record is from RefSeq and is a predicted model, not a curated record.
UACCGUUCUCUUUAAUCAGUCAAUCAACAACGGUGACGUACUGUAGUCGCGUCUCUACGGAGUCCAGACUUGUCUGCUUCAUUUCUCCGGGCCACUUCUCGGCCGUGGACCACACGCGUGCCCCAAGACCUCAUCCCACCAUGCCCACCUUUUUUAACCGGCUUAGAGUUUGCCACCGGAGCCCGAUUCCUCUUCUAGUGCCCGGGCUAAAAUGUCCAUAUGGGUCACACCCAGUGCCGGUUUUACCGUAGGGCCAGAAAAGCCGCCAGAUGUUGGGGGCAAGGCUCCAUCACGCUACAUACACCCUCACUUCUUCUGCUUGGACAGGCUCCAAAGGUGUCGCUUACCCUAAAGGGGAAACCCCCUUCCAUGCACAGCGGAAGACUAAGGAAAGCUUAUGUGAACAAGAGACGAUUAUGCAGGGAGUUAUCGAAGAAGCUUCAACGUUCAAUAGCAUUGCCACUAUUGGGUCUGCAGGGACCUCUCCCCCUGCCCCCCCUUUCUUGCAACCCUCGUGGGACCCCCCAACUUGCUGCUCCUCGCAAUAAUCAAGCUAAAACAAUCUAUAUGCAAGUCUAUCUAUCUCUCACUGCCCCUCUUCCCCUCCCCUCUGGUCCACUUUCCAUGGUUUUCGACUAUUGGUUCAAGAUCUUCGCUGCACCCCAUGUCGUGGGGAGAGAGGGGUGGAAGAGGGGAGAUACAGAUCGGUAGAUCGAUCAAGAUAAUCGCCAACGCCACCCGCAAGUCUAUUCCCUGUGCUGGCUCACUUCAGUGCAAGCCAACCGAUAUCGAGGAAUGGACAAUCCCUCUUUCU